This is a messenger RNA of Closterium sp. NIES-65, 1911 nucleotides long. Lineage: Eukaryota; Viridiplantae; Streptophyta; Zygnematophyceae; Desmidiales; Closteriaceae. The record is from the annotation of a GenBank genome assembly.
AUGUCCCGUUUUUGGUGGAAAGCGGCGACGCGAAGGCCGCCGUUGCAGCUCGUGCUAUCAGCGGGGCUGCUGGCCGCGGCGGCGAUCGGCUGCCUCUCCGUAUGGCCCGUGACGGCCGGCAUGGCUAGCGCCGCAGGCGACACGGCGAACAGCACGCAGGACGAAGACGACGCGGCUCUGCUGUACGCAGUGCGCGGGUCGGACGCGGGCAAUCUGGGCGGCACGCGGGCGGCGCAGAGGGAUCUGUGGGAGCACCAGUUCCCGCUGCACCGCUGCCGCGGCCGCCGCCUGCUGCUGGUGCGGUGGCUGGACAUGACGCGGCACGGGCUGGGCUCGCAGCUCCACGUCAUCGGGUCCGUGCUGAGCGUGGCCAUGCUCUUCAACCGCACGCUCGUCAUCGUGCCAGGAAGCUUCCCGCAGGCGGACCACAGCGAGUGCGAGGGGGCGGAGAGGCGCGGGUCGCUGGACUGCUACUUCUUCGCGCUCACCUCCUCCCACUGCCGCAACAUCGCCAUGCGCGCUUAUAACGAGUACAAGGCGAAGCGGGGGCUGGAGGGGCGGUCUCGUUGGAGGGCGUGGACGGCCAUGCAGCGCCGCCGCAUCUCUGCCCACCGCACCUCCGCUGCCCACCGCACCUCCUCUGCCCACCGCACCUCCGCUGCCCACCGCACCUCCUCUGCCCACCGCACCUCCUCUGCCCACCGCACCUCCGCUGCUGGCACCACGGCCCGUGCAACGGCCCUCGCCGCACGUGCUGGGGGUGGGCAGGGGGGCAUAGAGAGCGUUGUGGGCCGGGCGGAUGAGGGGCGCAGGGGGAAUGGGGCGGAGGGGGCGGAGGGGGCGGAUGAGUGGGAGGCGGAGAGUGGGGAGGUGCGGUGGUGUGGGUACGAUACGAAGCGCACGCUGGAGUCGGAUGCGGUGGUGGUGUUUGGGUGCAGCCCCCUGCUGCCCGCCUGGGCUGGCCGCCGCUACCUCAAGCUCCUCCGUGGCGCCGCUGCUCUGCUGUGGGGGGGGGCGUACAGGGAGCGCACAGGGACCAACGAGGUCAGCGGGCAGCUCGUGCGCAGCAACACCACGGUGCUCAAGGUGCAGUGGUGGCGGGCACAAGCACUGCGCUUCAUGCUGCGCUGGCCCUCGCCCUACCUCUGCCAUCUGCUCAACCGCCACCGCCACAGCGCCUACGGCAUGCAAGUGGCGCGCAGCACAGCAGGCGCCAUGCACGGCCAGCAGCACAUGCUGAGCGUGGCGGCUCGGCUGGCCAGCAGCCUGGGGGAGGACCUGCACGGGCACCUGCUGGCAGAGGCCGUGGGCGCGUGGGCGGGGGGCGUGGGGCAGGGGGCCGCCUCACCCCUGGCACUGCCGGUAGCAGAGCCUGGCAGCACCGCUGCUGCGCUGCAAGCACGCUCACUGCUGCUCUUGCACGAGCCUGCUGCUGCUGCUGGCGAUGGCGAUGGUGGGGGCGGAGUGGGGGCGGAGGUGUACAUGCCGCGGCCGAUAGUGAGUGUGCACGUGCGGCAGGGCGACAAGGGGCGUGAGAUGCGGCUCUUCUCCUUCCCCUCCUUCGUCUUCCUCGCCAACCGCCUGCGCCGCCUCGACCCCGCCCUGCACAACGUGUGGCUCAGCACUGAGAUGCAGAGUGUGGUGAAGAGAUCGUCCAGCUUUGGCAACUGGGACUUCUUUUAUUCCAAGGUGCCGCGGCAAAAGGGCAAGGAAACCAUGUCACACUACCUUCGCCGCACUGGCAUGGCUCGUGUGGUGGGAGCCAGUUUUGCCAACCUGCUGGUGUCCUCAGAGUGUGAUUACUUCGUGGGAGUUCUGGGUUCAAACUGGAAUCGGCUUAUCAAUGAGCUGAGACUGACCAACGGGAGGCUAUUUGCUGGCUAUGUCGCGUUGAACUUUGACGAAUGGUAG